This is a messenger RNA of Hermetia illucens (black soldier fly), 9710 nucleotides long. Its product is annotated as type-2 histone deacetylase 1-like. Lineage: Eukaryota; Metazoa; Arthropoda; Insecta; Diptera; Stratiomyidae. Bases 664 to 1683 code for a protein of 339 amino acids. The transcript has 3 exons. The record is from RefSeq and is a predicted model, not a curated record.
GGUUCGGCUGUACGAUUCGUCGGCUCUCACCAACACAACCGCAGCAGAUUGUCUUCGCGGCGAAAAUAACUGCGACGUCAACAAAUGAGAAUUUCCCUGCUGGCCGCCGAAUGGUGGACGAGGUAAUGUCAAAUUUCUGCUCUAGUGUGGAAUAUUCUCUGGACGAUUAUCGGCACUUCGCGGCCCUGAAAACGACUCGGAGGAACUGUUAUUGCCAAAAUAGACACUUUCUCGCCGAUUUUAUCUACGUAGCCAAGUGAAUUGUCCAUCUGCCGUUGGCCGAAAGUGAGAAGGCAACACAAACACAGAGCGAGAGGCAGCAGUGAGACGGGCGAAAUCGACCACUAGAGGAAUUCUCGGUUCUCGCCAUCUUCGCCUUCCAUAUUUGUUUUCCACUUGGACGUUUACGACCAGCCGCCGCGUAGAGUGUUUUCGCUACAAAUAGAACUUGACUAGUCCGUGGAAAAUUGAGCCCAGUGGUAGAAAGGACGAUAAAGUAUCGACAAGGGUGCGGAGCUCGUGCUAUACUUGCCAUUUUCGAGCACAGUUGACUUUUCCAUUUGUUUGCGAUCGGGAUUCGGUGUCGGAGACAGCAAAGGUACCUCAUAACGACAACAAAAAAAGACAAGAAAGCAACAAAAAAGAGAAUACACUACACAAACGAUGGCCCUAAAUAUAGCCGUCCCUCUAUCAGGUGUUGGUGGACUAUCACCGAUUUCACCAAUCAGUCUCGAUUGUUGGGAGCAAAUUAAAAUGCUUGUCUCACCGAUUGGAAGUGAAUCGAGCGGAGUCAGCUCAUUGGAUUCGGAGGAAGCAAAGCAACAAUCCCUACCAUCAACGCCACCGGACACGCCUGAAGAAUUCGAAAUAAGAUACAAUGGACGUGAUAUACUCGACUUGGGCGCAAAUAUAAAUCCUGACAAGUGGACUUUGCGCUACACAUAUUUACCCGAAAAUAAUAAUAUGCCAAUGUAUUUGGCAAACCGUUCACAAUAUCAUCGUUUGGGUCCAAACGGUCAUAUUCAGGAUUACUCGUUAGUAAGAUGCGAACACUGUGAUUUUCAAUACCCGAUUAAUAGUGGUAAUAGUUAUUUCUGCCGAACAUCCGUUACUGUAUCACCGACGACGACAUCGACCAUGACGUACACUGGACCACAGGUGUUAAAGCGACAACAGCCACAACCAACUCAACAACAAUCACUACCGCCACUGCAACAUAUUUAUCAUUCUAAUAAUAAUUAUAGUAUGUAUAACAACAGUCAAAUGAAUAGCAAUAGUUUCCUGAAAAAGACAACAGCGACUACACUCAGUACGCCUGCUACUUGCACUUUGUCAUCCGUGUCAUCUUCAGCCUCUUCAUUCGCUUCGACUUCACCCACUUCUUCAUUGUCAUCGGGCUACAGCAGCUCAAGUUCAACUAGCAAUGGUAGUUACAAUAACUUUGGUGUGAAUGGCAUGAGAUUUCCACAACAAUCCCCUCCAAGUAGCAGUAACAUGUUCGUGAAUAACAACGCUAAUAACACAAAAUCAACAAUGCCAUCCACAUUUAACAACUUCUGUUCGUUUUUGAAUGCUUUCAGCAAUAACAAUGCCAAUAACUCAAACAAUGGUUACAUUAACCAAGCUCAAGUAGGCAAUGCUGGUCAGCAGCACCCACCUUACGGAACGUACAAUUAUUUCUAAAACGCAGCGGACAAGGAUGAGAUAUUUCCUGUCUGACUCACUUUGAUUUAUUUCUUGUUUCGCUUAAUGUUUUACUCACGCCCAAAGUGAAUGGCUGGAUCUGUCUCAUGAGAAAGAUGCAUACGACUCAAUUAACAUGAGAAUGAGAAACAAUCAAUGAGCCUACUAACAUUGAACCUUCACAUCGACUGUGUCAAACAAAAUGUGUAGUAAACAACAUUAGAAACAUUUGAAGAAAUAUUUAAGAGACUUUUACUAUGGUUAAUUCACUGAUAAGAGGAUCAUUUUGUAGUCAUGUAAUCAAAUCACUUAAAAUAAGUUAAUGUGUUCAUCAAAAAUGGAAAACUACAAAAAAACGUAAGGCAGCUGACUGGCUAUCGAGACGAACAAAGUCAAAAUGGAUUCUAACUGACUUCCACAAUUAUUAUUGAGUUUGUAUUUGUUAUUCUUAAUUUUAGAUAUUGUUUUUGUGUCUUAAUUUAAAAUCUAUGUUAGAUGCUCUUCCAUGCACAAGCUAGACUUUAAGCUCCGAAGCAGCUCAGGGAAAGCUGCUCUAGUCUUAAUCCCAAAACAAACAGUACCAGCAUCUCAUCAAUGGUAGUAUGGAAGUCUCAUUCAUUGCGGAAAACCAAUUUCGUGUUAUUUAAUACUUUCAUUGGAAAGUUGUUUUUUCUCACUAUAAAUGAUGAUCGUCGCCAGUGUGUUUUUAUAGAUACUUUGCGAAUUGUUUCGCGGGGGCCGAACAAAGUAAAAAUUAAACUGAGGGAAGUAGUAGUAGACUUAGAGAAAACCCUUUGAGCAAUGAAAAUUCCAGUUACCGUCCUAUAUUUAAUAUAUAGAAAAGAUACAUUUCUGUAGAGCUUAAAGCAAGAGAGAGAUUAAAGUUGCUCAAUUUUUGUGAUGUUUAAAAAUUUUAUAUAGAUUUUUCUAUUUUUAAAUAAAGUUGAGGAGUAACGUUCAGUUGUUCAAGACAUUAAAAUCAAUCCAGAAGAAGACGAAGAGUCUAAUGAGUUAUGUAAAUUUAUAGGCAAACUAAUGUGUCGGUGUAAUCGAUCAAACAAACAUCAAAAACUGAAAAAUGAUGUGCUUGACUUGCUUAUUUUUUAUAUCAAGUAAAAAAUAACACAAUUUCCUAAAUAACGUUUAAAUAAUUUCUUUUUUUGCAUUCACAUACUAUUUAAAGAUUAUAUACAUAUAUUUAUAAUAUUUAAUAUAUAAUUUUCUAAAUAUCGAAAGCAGAAAAUGUGAAGAAAAAAAUCUCUAGUUUUAUUAAUCUUAAGACAAAAGAUAGACAUAAGUUAAAGCAGAAGAAAAUGAAAACAAAGUCGAUUUUAAAGGUAAUUUUAAGUAUUAUGGAGGAUAAAGGUAGAUAAAACCAACCGCUGUGUGAUCGUAAUUUAAGACGUAAAUGUAUUGUACAUACGAAUAUUUAUCUGUAGAAAUAAGUUAAAAGGAAGUUAGAUGAUUGUCUAGGCUUAAGGAACACACAUAUGUACACAGCAUCCACAAUGAAACAACUAUCAUUUGGCCGAACCGAGGAUCUCAAUGGAAGAUACACCUUUGUUCAAUAAGGGAUACAAGAGCAAUAUAAUUAUUUGUCGGAAAAAUUGUUGCCUUUGACACGAGGGUAGGAAAUCAGUUUUGCUUCGAAAGAGUCGCUAUGUAUUCAUACGUAUAGAAACAAGAGACAAUAAUCAUUCUGGAACCGAUCGAGAAAUUCCUCAAAAUUAUUCCGUUAAAUUGAUUUCAAUUUGAAAAUGGGGACUAAGCACGAUCUUGUUGAAGUGUAAAGAAAAUGAAGAUGAAUUAAUAGAGAACCAUAACAUUCAGGACUUAUCCACUUUCUAGACCAUAGAUUGAAAUGCGCCAGCGAUUAAUGUGCUACCAUUCAAGCCAGUGUUAUUUACUAGGCAAGCGUCCAACAUUUUGUGCCUAUCAACUUCAAACCCCAAAGCAAAGUUGAAAUUGCCUGAAAUGACAAUAGUUUCACUGGCGAGUGGAUAGUAGAUCAUAGUACAAUAUUAAGUGAGUCCUUUGAUGCCAAUGGAAAAGCGAUGCAUUUCCAUAAUUCCCAGAUAAUCAUGAACAUCAAUAGUUUGGGAGUCUCUGAUUUCGACUGUGUAUCGAAUCGCACAGUGAGAACGCGGAAGUAAGUUAGAAAUUCAAAUUACAAUCCAAAUCCCCUGUUUGCAUAUUCUAUCAUCCAAAUGUGCCUUUAGAAAAAUGUUCGUUCUAAAUCUUAAAAUAAACGUUAUAUGGACUGGGGUGGGGACGAAGCAAAGAUUCUUUUCUAAAUGUUCCUUAAUGAAAAUAUAUUCUUGUUUCGGAAAAAAUAAAAUUCUCUAGUAGAAUCUGCAUUGGUCUCAUACGGUCGACAUCCUUUCAAUUGGCAAAGCGAUUUCAAAAUGUAUUCAAAAUUUAAUUCAUCAUGAUAAAUUGUGAUAUUUCUUUUCUCGCCCUGGAGGAAUGUAAAAAGUUGAAUUUAGAAAUAAAUAGCUCUUUUCUGUGAAUAAAUUUGAAAUUCCUUCAGUUACUUGAAAUCUUUGGAAUGGAGAAGCAAUUUGGUCGCCAGAAAAUUAUAUCGCAGACCAUUUUUUCAACUUCCAAAUUAGUGUCUUUCUCUUUCUAUUCUUGAUUAUUUCUAAUUCAUGCUUGAAAUGUUUGUCCUUUCAUCCCAUGCCACCAAAAUCCUAGAUUGUUAAAUAGUGCGAACGUCUAAUAACUUGAAUCAUUGCAGUAGUGACACAUAAAUUAUCUGCAUAUGAAUGCGAUGCGAACAGAAAUAGUGCACUGGUUGCCAAAGCUGCAUUUAUCUACGGAACAUGUUUCCAACCAUAAUAUAUUUUGUUCCAAAAAUUCAAUGCAUUCUAGUCAUUUUUCAUUGCAGAUUGAAAUUCUCGUACCUUGAUAGAAUUUUCCUAAAAGUUGAGCUAAUAACCACUUGUUCACCUUGAAUUUUAAUAAUAAGAUUGGCAGCGUCACCCUAAUGUAGGUAAAAUCCUUAUUCAUUCGCAUUAAAAACUACACUAACUGAAGGGCCAAAAUAUGAAGACUUUAUAAAUUUAAUAUAAGAAAAGAAAUUAAUAAACAUUAAAAUGCCAUCGUAGAAAGUUGACUGAUACAGCACACGUGGUAAUUUCUAAAAAUGUGAUCUCAAAAUCGGUGCAUAAAAUAUAUUCAAUUUUCAAUGCCAAAUAAUUUUUUCCUGAAUUUCAGAAAUGAAUUUUGAUUUGUAAAAUGAAUUCUCCUAUGCUUAGUUUUCAACUGGAGGCAAAUGCAACCAAUAUUCCCCAAAUGUUUUAUUUAUCCUAGCUAUUAAUGAAAAGACUGAGUUAAAGAAAAAAAGUCAAUGUAUCUCUGUAUUACAAUAAAGCAAAACGUGUUUAUCAAAUGCUGCCGAAUUUUUGCCAUUAACUGCUUUACAGCUACGUUCAACGGGCGUGAAUGUAAUAUCCCUGGCUCAAAAUUUGCAGUUCAUCUGUAACUUAGUGGUACCGUCUUGAAAUGCAAAAACAGUCAGCGCUGCAGAUGGCAUUGUUUCUUUAAAUAAGUGUUAGGUGCUAAUGACAACACAUUAUCAUAUAUUUUGUACUGAAAAAUAAUUGAUUUAGAUGUUAAUAUAUAGAGACGAUGGAAAUGUUGGAAUCUGAUUUAGAUGUUAAUACAUAGAAACGAUAGAAGGGUUGGAAUCGAAAUAAGGCGGCUUCAAAUGAACAAUUGCUGCAAUAUUUUUUUUAAUGUAGGAAAAAGUAGAUUUUUUAUUUAACAACACUUUAGUGCCACUUGACCAGAACGUGAAAAAUUCUCAUUGAAACAAUAAAUAUUCCCAUUUUUUUCUUGACUGAUAACUCAAUUAUGACUAUUCUGUUACAUUAGAGAUAAGAAAUUAGUCAUGUGCUGCAGAUGAUAUAAGCCAGAAAUUGUAAAAUGAAAAGCAAGUCCCUUUGACUGCCAAAAAGAUGAAGAUUCAAACAUAUCGAAAGUGAUCUAACAGACCUCGGAGGGUUUCGAGUAGGCAAGAAAGAAGAUUGUAUUCGGCCAUUUGAGAUGUUAAACUGCCUCAGUGCAUUCAUGCGAUUUUAGUAGUGUUGUGUACUCCAUUCUUAUUUGUGUUGACAUUCUUUUUGAUAUGUGAUCUGUGGUGUUCGUUUAAGGGUUGUCUUCUUUUCAACUACCAUAUAAGUAUAUAUUAUAUUCAUAAGUGCACUCGAAUAAAUCAAUCAAAAAGUAGGGUAUAAAUAUGGAAAUGUAAUGGGAGAAAAUGGCAAAGUUUUCUCUGUUAAAUGACUUUGGGAAUAGUUAAAUGACUCGAACUGUGGGUUUUAAGAAAUCUGUAUCGUGGUUUAAUGUGGUUCAGAGCUUUUAUUUGAGGAAACGUUAUCUACAAAUCUGUAUAGGGUUCGUCUAAUUUGGAACAAUCGCAAACUUCACAUAAUGAUGUUUUCUCCAAAAACCUAAGCUCUAUGUACAUUUGUUUAUGCUGUUCUAUAUGUAUUAAUAACUUGCAGAGUAAAGUAAAUGUGGCUUUAGGAUUAGCCAAUAACAUCGGUGCAGUAAUGAGUCCAAUUAUUUUUUUUUUUCAUAUACAUUUUGUUUAUUUUUAAUAAAACCUCCCAACGGCAAUUAGUCACAGUUGUUAAGAAUAUUUUAGUAAGGUUUAUUUUUUAAUGCAAACGUGUUGUGAAUUAAUAUCGGUCGUCUAAUUUAGAAUUAAGUAACAUUUUUGAACAUUUCAUUGAGAUACACUUUGUUUCAAAGUACUAGUUUAGUUUUGCUCGUCACAUUGGAAUUUUAGUGCAAAAAAUAAUCUUAUUCACGUUCAAAUUUCUCUUAAAACGGUCUAAACUUGAAAUUAUCAUAGAAUGGUGCUUAUUCACUUUUUAACCUCGAAAAGAAUUCCAUUUGCAGAAUAAAAUGGUUAGUUUCACCUGCAUAGAGCAUUUUCGUUCGUUAGAUUGACACUCAACCUAAAUUUAUGCAGCAAAUCUACCUUAUUUGCGGCUCUGACAAAAGCAUAAGAUCAUUUCGCUAUUUCCAUCCAGGCGACCUAAUAUGAGUAUGUAAGCAAAAAGUUUAACGUGCAAAUAUAAUUUUAAGUAUCUAAUUUUGUAAAAUUUUAAGCUCAUUUUUAUGGUCCACUUUUUGAAGAUUCAUGUUCGCAUCUUUCACUGUAUGUCAUCACCACAUAGCGAAUGCGAUAAAUUGCCAAAUGAUCUGCAUAAAGGUUACGUAUUUUCUUCCAAACUGGAACCAUAUUAAUUAAUUUUGAAUCGAGGCUUUAAAACGUUAAUUUUUUAUUUGAAAAAGCAGGCGAACUACUUCGUGAAAAAAGUAUUGUAAUUAAUAAUUUGUCCAUUGAUGCAAUGCAAUUACAGAAAUAUUAAAAUCUAGUCCAUAUAAACAUAUAAAAUGAAUGUAUUGUACUAUCGGCUCAAACCGAAAUUGAAACCAACACUAUCUGCUUAGUAAGCUCACAUAAUUCCGCAACCAAUAAGCACUGCAUUCCAAUAAACAUUAAAAUUGCAUUUACAUUAAAUUUUGCUUCCCAAAAUUUUCAUAACAUAAAUUUUACCAUUCGAACCCAUACGAAAUAAAUCAGAAAAAUUAUAUUCUACCAUACUUGAGUUUCCCCAAGGAUAACCAGUUUAUGUGGAAAUUGGAAACGAAACAAAAGUCAGCACAAACGACCAUUGUAUUUGUGCAAUUAUUAUCGUGUGAAUAAUAUCAGGAAGCAGCAAGAAGAUGACAUUGGAUAAAAUACAGAAGAGUGAAUGUUGUGUUGAAAGUACAUAUUACCAACAUUGCCAUUCUCCGAAUCCUUGAGUCGAAAAAUGUACAGCACGACUUAUGGAUGAAAUUUCGAGAUACUCAGAAAUCGUAGUUUAAAUGUGAAAUUGAAAAGUAGUUGGUCAACUACUCACGUUGGUACAUAUUCUAAACAACUUGCAUUCGACUGAAUUUGUACCAUUGCCAUUUCCUGUUGUGAACAGAUUAUUACAAAGUAAAAGCUUGGUUUCUUAUUGUUUUUCCUCAACACCAUUAUGAUAAGUAAGUAUCCAUGCUGUUGUCUUUUCCAUGGAAACCAUUUGACGGGAGACUUAACGACUUUUCGAAAUUUAAAUGAAAUCCAAAGACUUUUAAGAUUUAUUCGCUGCUUGAUUCUAGAAACUAGCAUACCAAUGUCAUGGACUUAAUAAUGUAGAUUGAUCUGAGAAUAGGGAUUCACUAUGUGCAUAUGUAUUAGACGAAUCAAAUGAUUAAUAGCUUAAUGUAUAGGUAGUAAGUUUUUGAAUGGAAUUUCUUUUAUGAUAGUUUAUAAUAGAAAAUGAUUUAUUGACUAAAUUUACAAGGAAAAUUAUAUUAGAUGUAUGUUGCCAAAUAAACGCGAACAGCUAACCAUAGCCAACUAAUAUAUAAAACAAACGAUCGGAACAAAUCAAUAGAUUCUAAAUAAGAUAAUGAUCCUUUCUAAUAAUAUGAAACUAUAUAUCAUGUUACUUAAAACGUUGAGACACAACUCAAUGCGAAAUUAAACUUAUGUACUCUGAAAUCGGCGAAUCCCACUAAAAAUUAAUUAGUGAGUGAUGAGAUAUGUUUUGCGAAAGCAUUUCAAACAUUGAAACUAGCAUAGAGACACGAAAAUAGGAUUAUACUAGGCAUGUAAAGCUUUUGUUGUCAGUCGGAGAAAAAGGCAGAGUAGCUAUCAUACAAGAACAGGAGCAGGAAACAUAAUUUGCUUACCACGAUCAUUUACUAUCGCUUCCAAAUGGUUAUUGAAUAUUGCUAUUUAACACAGUCCUAUUUCAUUUAUAUUUUUCGAGUUCUAAUGACAGCUAAAAGUACAUCCUACAUAGUAUGGAACAUUCUGUCCAGCUAGAGUGGAAGUAACCAUUUGAAAACGAAACACUACUCCUGCAUUAACCAACAAAUAAUGAUGUUUUAAAAUCGUCUUUUCUCGUGUUAAACAACAAAAAGGAAGACAUUAACUAUUCCAAAUAUCGUGUGCGAGGAUCUUACUGACAAACUACAAUAUAUAUUAUAUAUCUACUCCCUAUUAGUUCAUUGAUGAAAACUAAAGAGAACAGCAAAAAACAUUCAGAUAGACUUACAACCUCAACAUGUUGUAACAAAUUAUAAAUGAAAAGAAAAGUUAUUUUUUCUAUAGUACAAAGUUGUGCCUUAUUUGUUUGAAUAAUGGAAAAAUCUUCAAAAACAAAAAUAAAUGUAGCUAUAUUUUUCGUUUGACUAAUACAAUAAGUAUCGGUAGAGAAUGUUAAACACAUUGAUUUGACAUUAUUUUUGUAUUUUUUCAACUAUGUAAGUAAAUGAGAACGUUACUGCUGAUCAUCACGCAAUCAUAUACGUUCCUUAUCAAAGAAAGCAAUCCCAAAUUCGCGAAUAAUACAAUUAAUGAAAUUAAAUUACAUUCACAAUAUAUUUUAUGUAUAUGAUGAUAAAAGUACAGCCUUUACUUCCUUGGAAUAUCUUAAUUGCAAGUAUGAGAUCGAUUGGUUUGUUUUUGAUGCUACUUGUAGUACUUUUGCGGGAAAAACAGUCCUUGUUUUUUCGUUUGCCUGUUGCCUUUGAUUGGUUCAUUCAUUCAUACCAAAAUAGAUGAAAAACUCAAGCAGACAAGGAAACAAAUAAAAUUUUGUCAAAUGAGAUAUGAAAUCCGAUGAAUGUGAACUUAAAAAAGAAAAAUUAGUAAUUAGGAUAUUCAAGUUGAAUCGCAGAAAAAAGCAAAUCUGUUCAAAUUUUCCCCUCAAAUUGUCAUUGAAGUUUAAAGAAGUAAAACGAAAAGAUAAACAUACAUAACACAUGCAUUAGAAAAAAUUAUCAAUAUGAUAUUUACCAUAUAGUUAAUAACAUAACAACAUUAAAUAAUACUAAUGAAAACCUACAAAAAUAUUUGAAGAGCAUAAAUUUGAGACUGUUUUCUCCAAUGUGAUAAAUUACUUUAUGUAAAGGCAAAAAAUAUGAAAUAUUAAUUUAAAGUGGUAGCGUAAUAAAGUACAUAUUUAUUAUAA